GGUUCAAAAUCGGGGUCUGACGGAGAAAUUGGGCAUCCAAUUGGCGGGGUGCUGCGCUCCACAGGCACCCUAGCGAUUCCCCACAGACCGAUCUGCUCCCCCCCUGGUUGCCGCUGUCCACCCGACGCCUUCCUAGCGACUUUCCAAGGUACCUUACCUACCUGUCCUUCCCUGCCGAUGGGAUCCCGUCAUUCCACAUUUGUCGUUCGCGCUCGCCCUCCGUCCCCUCUCGUCCCAAUGCCCGCACGACCCUCGCAUAGAUAACUGAUGAGGCGGCCCUCUUGACACUGGGCUGCCCGCUGGCGAGCACGCGUGUUCAAAAUGCCUUCGCCACGCGCAUCUUGCCGAGCGCUCGCCUUGCACGCAACAAGCCGCUUCAGCGCCGCAGCUGUUUCCGGAGCGUCGUCGGGACGGCCCUCACUGGUGGCACACUACGUACGGCAGCAGAUACCGCAGCUGCGGCUUGCAUCGACGAGAAAUGCGCGACCAAAAACAGCCAUUUUCUUCCCAGGUUCGCAUUCCUAGUCCCUUGACAGCCCAUCCCCCGCGGAUACCUCUGUCGGUUGAGACCUUCUGGCUAAUCUCGAGGCCCCUCGCAACAGGACAAGGCGUGCAGAAAGUCGGCAUGCUCACUCCCUGGCUCGAAGCCUUCCCCGCCACAGCCACCGCUAUCUUCCAGGAAAUUGAUGAGAUUGUCGGGCACAACCUCUCGGAUGUUAUCCAGGGCGGUCCCGGCAAGGUGCUCAACCUGACGCCCAACGCCCAGCCCGCCAUCAUGGCCACGUCUAUCAUGAUCCUUCGGAUCCUCGAGAAAGAGUUUGGCUUCAGGGCGUCGGACCGUGCUGACUUCACGCUGGGCCACUCGCUCGGUGAGUUUGCGGCCCUGGUCGCUGGCGGCUACAUCGAGUUCGAGGACAGCCUGUACAUGGUGCAGAAGCGGGCCGAGUCCAUGGCAGCGGCCACGAGACGGGCUGCCGAGGACUACGGCGGCGAGUACGGCAUGGUGGCGAUUGUGACAGAGCCCGAGUACCUACAGCCGCUAAUCAACGCCAUCCACGACUUUGUCGGCCACAGCAGCGCGGGAUCCAAGUCAGAGAGCGCUGAAGACCGCUCGCCAAUUGAGCAGGUGCUCAUUGCUAACAUCAACAGCAAAAAUCAAAUUGUGCUGAGCGGCAACAUUGAGCGGAUAAAGACCCUCGUGGAGCACGUGCGACAGUUUCUCGGGCACGACCCCCGGGCGGUGCGGCUGAAGAGCGACAGCCCCUUCCACAGCCCCAUAAUGAAACCGGCCGUCGCUGUGAUGCAUAACAUACUCGCAAGGAAGAGCCGCGUCAAGGGGAGGGAGGAUGAAGACAUUGUUACUUUCCCGGGGACACUACCGUGCAUCAGUAAUGUCAGCGCGCGACCAUUUGAGAGCAAGGAGGAUCUGAAAGAUCUUUUGGCUCGGGGUUGCCUAGAAACAGUCCAAUGGUGGGACAGCAUCAAAUAUCUCGACCAAGAGGAAAAGGUGAGGAGAUGGAUAGGCAUAGGACCCGGAAAGGUGGGCCGCAACCUAGUCGGAAAGGAGGUCGGCAUGAGAGGCAAGGACACGGUCAAAGGCGGCGGUGUCUGGGCAAUUACCGAUCCAAGCGAGAUCGAGGAGGUUCUUAGAGGUCUAGAAGAGACUGAGUCUUUGGUCGAUGAAGAGUAAAAGAUAUCGAAGGGGGUCUGUUUAAGGGAGCUUAGCGACGUUCAGCGUUGCUUUAUCAGCUAUGUUGUAUAUGUCUUACAUAGUCGGGAGCUUUCAGUAUACAAUAGCUAGAAGUGUUGCGCUUGGCGCUGUGGUGCGAGUUGCAGAGGGAAGCAUGCACAUUUUUAAUUAACAAGUUUUUGUAAUCAACUACAAACAUAUAUUCCAUCA
Molecule: messenger RNA, 1900 nt
Organism: Lasiosphaeria miniovina
Lineage: Eukaryota; Fungi; Ascomycota; Sordariomycetes; Sordariales; Lasiosphaeriaceae
Product: malonyl CoA-acyl carrier protein transacylase
Exons: 1
Coding region: 479-1690 (403 amino acids)
Biological process (GO): fatty acid biosynthetic process
Cellular component (GO): mitochondrion
Molecular function (GO): [acyl-carrier-protein] S-malonyltransferase activity
Source: RefSeq, a predicted model, not a curated record